AUGCCAGCCAAUGAAACCAGUGCCUUUGAAGAUGAGACUCUGAAGCUUCGACAGCUGAAACUGGAAAAUCAGAGAGCACUUCUGGAGAAGAAGCAGAGGAAGAAGCGCUUGGAGCCCCUCAUGGUCCAGCCAAACCCAGAAGCCCGGCUCUGUCGCCUGAAGCCCAGCAGCAGUGAGGAGCACACGCCUCUGGUAGAACCUCAGACUCUUCACAGUGAUGUCAUCCUACAUGGCAUUGAUGGUCCAGCUGCUUUCCUAAAGCCAGAUGCUCAUGAUGUGGAGACCAAACUUCAUAUUCUCUCAGUAGGCUCUUCUGCUACAGAGGAAGAUACUGAAGUCAGUGUUGGUGAAGAAAGCACUAUAAACUGUACUUCCAAACAAGACCUUCAGGAAAUUCUCCAAAAACAUGGCCUCUCGGGCAGUUUGAACUUUGAUGAGGAGUCUGAUGAUGAAGAAGAAGGGGAAAAACUAAAUUCCGAGUCACAUCAUUCAGAGACAGAGAGGCCCAGUUCUGCAUCCAGCCAGAAAUCGACCACAACCACAGGAGCUUCGGGUACCACAGCCCCACAGGUGGACACCCAGCUGGGAGAACCAGAGAACCUGGAGGACUUUGCUUACAGCCCCGCCCCCCGCGGUGUCACUGUGAAGUGCCGGAUAACCAGGGAUAAGAAAGGAAUGGAUCGAGGUCUCUUCCCCACGUACUUUAUGCACUUGGAAAAAGACGACAAUCGGAAAAUAUUUCUUCUUGCAGGCAGAAAGCGGAAAAAGAGCAAAACAUCCAACUAUCUGAUCUCCACUGACCCAACAGAUUUAUCUCGAGAAGGGGAAAGUUAUAUUGGCAAGCUCAGGUCUAACCUUAUGGGGACCAAGUUUACGGUGUAUGACCAUGGUGUCAGCCCAGUGAAGGCCCAGGGCCUGGUGGAGAAGGCCCACACCCGGCAGGAGCUGGCUGCCAUCUGUUACGAAACAAAUGUGCUUGGAUUUAAAGGGCCUAGGAGAAUGUCUGUGAUUAUUCCAGGGAUGAAUAUGAAUCAUGAACGGAUCCCAUUUCAGCCACGAAAUGACCACGAGAGCUUGCUUUCCAAGUGGCAGAGCAGAGCCAUGGAGAACCUGAUUGAGCUGCACAACAAAGCCCCAGUGUGGAAUGAUGACACACAGUCCUAUGUCCUCAACUUCCAUGGCCGGGUCACUCAGGCGUCAGUGAAGAACUUCCAGAUAGUGCAUGAUAACGACCCUGAUUACAUCGUCAUGCAGUUUGGGCGUGUGGCAGACGACGUGUUCACCCUGGACUACAACUACCCGCUCUGUGCACUCCAGGCUUUCGCUGUCGGGCUCUCCAGCUUUGACAGCAAGCUGGCGUGUGAGUGAGGAAACGGCGGCGGAGUCUCCUCCUCUUCACACAGAGCUCUUGGUCUACCCCUUGGAGCCGGGCAUGUAACUCAGCGGCACGGUGCCUGCCUGGCAAGCGCAAGGUCCUGAGUUCAAUUCCUGGUACAAAAAACCGAAAAAGUCUGUCCCUUCUAAUGACCCCUGAGCACACAGAUGUGUGUGGUGUUUGUGCAGAUGUGAGCACAGGUAUGUUCCUCAACACAUUGGGGCACAGCUUGCUGAGUGAACUGUUUUAGCCAGAAGGCCACUUGUCAGGGCACCGGGGACUUCUGAAGUCACUGUCCUGUUUCUCCUGAGAAAGAUUUUCUGUGCUGAGAAACUCAUAGCCGAAGAACCAGAUCAAGCUCUCACAGUUAUUUUUAUUUCAUUUUAUUUUUUUGAGACUGUGGUUCUCUCUAUGUAGUCCAGGCCAGCCUUCAGUUUGUGUUCCUCCUGCCUUAGCCUCCUGAGUACAGGGGUUACUGAUGUAGACCCUAGUCCCUGGAUUCUAGAUCCUUUUUUUUUUUUUAAGGUACCGGGGAUUAAACUCAGGACCCUGUGCUUGCCAGGCAAGCACUUAUUCUACUGAGCUAUCUCCCCGGCCCCCUAUAGAUCUUUUUUUCAGAGAGAGACAGUUCCCUGAAUUGCCUUUAGCCUGCAGGCUGAAAAGCAUGCACACUCAAUGAAAGUCCUACUAGUCUCACAAUUACUCAGAUCUGUCUUUGUAGUACAAAUGCAGCACAGAUAGCCCCACGCAGAGGAGUGUGGCUGUGUUCCAAUAAACCACUUACACGGAAGAGGCAGAGGGCCACAUCUGACCCAUACCCUGCUUUAGGUCUGUCCUUGUACUCUGUGGCUCAAGCAUCUCCACAGCAGCCUACAGUCACAAGCUGUGAGUAGAAAGUGGCAUAGUUUGGGCCCACAGCCCUACAAAUUGUCUUCACCAACAUCCACAUAGCUCUGCUUUUGGUGACAAUGGCUCUAGAGUGCCAUCAGGACUGAGAGAACCCAGAGUCAGCGCACUGUGCUGCACUGUCCCACCAAACUUCCUCAUGGGAGAAAAGAACCCAGGCACACUCAUGGACUCACAGGGGCUGUGCUUUCAUGGUCCUCUUCCCUGUGAUUGGCAGCUGCCCAUCUCAGUUAAGUGUGUGUGGCCAGGUGUGCCAUCAGCUUUGGCAGCGUUGGCUCUAAUUGUCUUCACCUCAGCAUAGGGGACUGUCUAGGGAAAACCCAGAAUCUUUUGAUCGCUGCCUCUAUUCUCAGCCCAGGUGUGCUUCCCACACUCAUCUGCAGGCACUGAAGUGGGCGAGGGAGCACCACACACAGGCACUGGAGCAGUGCCCUUGCCGGGAGAGGCGGCCUGGACUCUGCAGACCUCACUUGGACAGAGCUUGGCUCCAUGGUGGCCUUGCUUCUGGGUCCUGAACCUGCCCGAGCAGUGUGGACGGUGCUCCUGGGCCACCCACACAGGUCCUAAAGCUCCUGCUCAGUCUCUCCAGUUACACACCUUCCCAGAAAAUUGGAACUGUCCUACCAUGCUCUGGCCCACUGUAUCAGCACACAGCGUUGCUCAGCUACCAGGCCUCUGUGCUCUGAGCUGCCUGCCAACCUGGGAUAAGGAGUCAGUGCCCCAGAUAAUUCUCUUCUUUGGGCCUUCUUUCUGCUUCUGUUGUUCCUCACUCCACAUCUAAUAGCCCUGUGAAGGCCAGAGAUCCAGGAUGAGCAGGCCCUGCUGUGUUGGGCCGGCUUGUUCUGAGAAGACUGUUUCCAUCUCAGGCAAGCUUCCCAUCAAGUGCCUCAUUUCUAAAAGUGCCCUGAGGCCCGUCUGCCUCUGCCACCCACUGUCCCAAGCUAAUGAGCCACCCCUGUUGAAACAAAGCUGUCUCCUCUCCAGCUGCAGGGUGUCACAGAGCCUGGAGACCUCCAGCAGGACAACUCAAUCACAUCCUCUGUCCUCUGGCUCACAGAGCCACAGCCCCACUG
Molecule: messenger RNA, 3354 nt
Organism: Octodon degus (degu)
Lineage: Eukaryota; Metazoa; Chordata; Mammalia; Rodentia; Octodontidae
Gene: Tulp3
Product: tubby like protein 3
Exons: 11
Coding region: 1-1368 (455 amino acids)
Biological process (GO): protein localization to cilium
Cellular component (GO): cilium
Source: RefSeq, a predicted model, not a curated record